Molecule: messenger RNA, 2549 nt
Organism: Chelmon rostratus (copperband butterflyfish)
Lineage: Eukaryota; Metazoa; Chordata; Actinopteri; Chaetodontiformes; Chaetodontidae
Gene: p2ry2.1
Product: purinergic receptor P2Y2, tandem duplicate 1
Exons: 5
Coding region: 811-1854 (347 amino acids)
Biological process (GO): G protein-coupled receptor signaling pathway
Cellular component (GO): plasma membrane
Molecular function (GO): A1 adenosine receptor binding; G protein-coupled UTP receptor activity
Source: RefSeq, a predicted model, not a curated record
UUUUUUAGGGGUUUAAUGCAUGUGGAAGGGGGGUUUAGUAUAUUUCUUGGGACACAAUAUGGAUGAGAUCCCACAGACCACUUUACAGCUGAUUCCUAAGUUGUGCUCAGUUUUAUAUGGCAUGCACUCAGGAGGUCAGAAGAAUUUGGGGGGCUACAAAAGGGGCCGCUCUGUCUCAGGUCUGUUAUCUGUUAAAUUUAACCUGCAGCUGUUUUGGAGAGAAGAAAAAAGGAGAGAGAGCAAAGGGUGCAGAGUGAGCAAGCAACAAUGGUUUUGAGGCAGAGGAAAUAAUGUCAGAGAAAAAAAGAAAUAAGAGAGGGCAGUAGGUUUACUCAUCAUUCAGCUGAGAUCAAGUAAGUCUGGCAUGUUACUGUUGAAUCUGCAUGUGAGUUUUUGAGGCGUCAGAGAUUUAGAUGGUUUGAACUUGAGUUUGUCUGGUAAACAGACAGAUUCGUAGAGUAAGAGAAAAUGGACUGAGGCACAACAUGUAGCAUGCAAUCCAGAAAGUAAAGCAGAGAGAAAGGUUUGAACACGAUCUAAAAACAAGGUCUGGCUUGAGUUAAAAAGUUAUUCCCCCGUCUCAUUUCACCGCCGUGAGGUUUUGCAAAACUUUGACAUGCAAAGUGCCAAAAUGAGUGCUGUUUUUCUGCAUGAGAACACAGCUGCACUAAAAGUUUUGCAAAAAGAACAAGUUUGUGCAAAUCUUUGUUAGACUCCUCUGCAGCUCCAAUGUGAUAUGGACAGUUUUUUUUCUUUUGGGGGAGGAGAAAGGAGAGGCAAUAAGGUUAGGCCGGCGUUCUCACAACCAAGAUGGCCACCUUUGACAACAAGACCAACUCGAUCAACAUCAGUGCCUUCUACUGUAAAUUUCAAGAAGAUUUUAAAUAUGUUCUCCUGCCUGUCAGCUACGCCCUGGUGUUUGUAGUUGGCCUGGCGCUGAACGCCAUGGCAUUGUACGUGAUUGUGUUCCGCACAAAGCGCUGGAAGCCGUCCACUAUCUACAUGUUCAACCUGACGAUGUGUGACACGCUCUACAUCCUGACUCUGCCCUUCCUCAUCUACUACUAUGCAGAUGAGAACGACUGGCCCUUCAGUGAACCGUUCUGCAAGCUCAUACGCUUCCUGUUUUAUGCCAACUUAUAUGGUUCCAUUCUCUUCCUGUGCUGUAUCAGUCUGCAUCGCUUCGUUGGCAUCUGCCAUCCGGUCCGCUCCCUGUACUGGGUCAGCGCCCGUCGGGCCAGGCUGGUCUCUGUGGCCGUGUGGGCCUGUGUUUUAUUCUGCCAGGCACCUGUCCUCUACUUCUCAAGAACUAGGGAUGUGGACACGGAGCGGAUCUGCUACGACACCACCAGCCCGGAGCUGUUUGAUGACUUCCUGGUGUACAGCUCGGUCGUGUCAGUUCUCAUGUUUGCCGUGCCCUUCAUGGUGGUGAUGGUGUGCUAUGGCCUCAUGGUGCGGAAGCUUCUAGAGCCUGGCUGGGGCUCUGAAGGGGGAGCUGAGGGCAAGAGGGGGGCCCUGGCAGGCCACCGUUCCAAGCAGAAGUCAGUGAAGAUGAUAAUCAUUGUGCUGGCAGCGUUCAUGCUCUGCUUCCUCCCUUUCCACCUCACCAGGAGUCUGUACUACUCUUUUAGGUACCUACGGCAGGUCAAUCCAGCACAGAUCAGCUGUAGUUUGCUGGAGGCCUCCAGUGUGGCCUACAAGGUGACCCGACCUUUUGCCAGCGCCAACAGCUGUCUGGACCCUAUCCUUUACUUCCUGGCUGGGCAAGACGCCCGCAGUAACCUCACCAAGAAGAACAAGUCAAGUACACUGAAACCAACAACUAUGAGCACAGGCUUGACAACACAGCUCUGAUCCAAUACAUCGAGCUAGCUUGGUAAAAAUGCAAAAUGUUGUGGGGACAAGCCCUGUGCUUAUUGCAAGUCUCCUCUGGUAGAUGUGACGCUCCACACCUGCAUCAAGAGUGCAAUUUUCAAUCUCUUCACUGUCUGCCAGUUGUCUGUUAAGCAAACGCAGGACUCCUGAGGGUUGGGAUCUUCCUAUGAGGAGACAAGUGUGAAAUUAUAACCAGGGAAACACUUUAAAACUUUUAAAAUCCUCCUUACCUGCCAAAAAAAGGUACAGUCCAGCAUGUUGCGUUCAGAUUUCCAUCAUUAAUGAGUAGAAGUGCAUUUUCAGAUUUGACCACAUGUAAAAAUCAAAUGUGGACAAUACUGUUAUGAUGACAGAAUGUUAUAAAUAAACAUCCAAAUCAUGUAGUGACCUAAGGCAUUAAAGCCCUUUAAAGGAUUUUUAGAGAUCUUUUGUUUUGAUGUUUGAAAAGUCCACUGGACAACUACUGCGCCUGAUAUUUGUACAGGAACAAGUGGGUUUUCCUCAGCUGUCCUUUCUCUAAGCCACACACGGACGGAGGGCACACAUGUUUAACCACUCCUCUGGCUUUUAAGCCUUGUUUUGAAUGCCCUAGACUACUAGUUGUGUAUGUGUGUGUCACUUUGUGUCACAGAUGUGAAGGAAAUACAAAUUAUAUCACAAUAAACAUCUAUAGA